GACUUGAACUGCACAACAUAAAGGCACCACAAAAUGUUUGCUCUCUGAUUCCACAUUAAGCCCUUCGGAUUUCUUCCGGAGACUUGGAACUCUUUGGAAGCCAAGGCUUCCACAAUGAAAAGCUUUCUGGCUUUCCUUGUUGCAAUGGGCAUCAUCGUGGCCAUGGGUGAUGCAGCGUGCAGUAUAAUGCCCCAAAGGCCAGGAAAGGUCUACAGAGGCUGUGUGUGGAAUGGAAAACUGUACCCCCUUGGACACAUUGAGAGGACAGAAGAUUGCCUGAGCUGCGACUGCAGCCGAACUGUAAUGACUUGCUGUGCAAAAUUUUUUACUCCGGUUCAGUACGACAAAGAGAACUGUGAAGUCGUUUUCAAUGAAGAAAGAUGUGACUAUGAUGUGGUACAGAAGAACGACCCCUCAAAGAUGUGUUAUCCAGUUGCACGUGUGGGCUAACACAUGGGCUAACAUCUGCUCCAGAUCUCUGCACUGUGGAAUUGCUCCCCUUCCUACACAUGCUUUGCCAUCACAGUGAAGUACAAUGACGUGGGAAAUCUACUUGUUCUAAUUCAGCAUACAAGAUGCGUAAUCACAUACAAUGUCUCCUUUCGGUAAUAUUUGCAUGGGUGUCACUGAGCUCUUUUGACUACAAUAAAUCCAGAUGAAACAUCCGUCAAU
This is a messenger RNA of Neopelma chrysocephalum (saffron-crested tyrant-manakin), 672 nucleotides long. It is a transcript of the gene MSMB, whose product is annotated as microseminoprotein beta. The coding region runs from base 115 to 450 and encodes 111 amino acids. The transcript has 5 exons. Lineage: Eukaryota; Metazoa; Chordata; Aves; Passeriformes; Pipridae. The record is from RefSeq and is a predicted model, not a curated record.